Molecule: messenger RNA, 1116 nt
Organism: Neohortaea acidophila
Lineage: Eukaryota; Fungi; Ascomycota; Dothideomycetes; Mycosphaerellales; Teratosphaeriaceae
Exons: 3
Coding region: 1-1116 (371 amino acids)
Biological process (GO): peptide modification; carbohydrate metabolic process
Cellular component (GO): plasma membrane
Source: RefSeq, a predicted model, not a curated record
AUGCCACCGCGAUACUUCAAAAAUGACGCCGAGCUGUCGAGGAGAGACCCCCACCGCCAAGUCGAAGCCUCACUGAUCCGCCUCGUCACCGAGCAUCCCCCGCAAUCCAUCACCCCCGGAGGCGGCCUCUUCAAAGGCCCCAUAAGCGUAGCCUACACCCUAAUGAAACUGCACCAGCUCUACCCUCACCUCGAGAUCGAAUCCCGCACCCUCGCCGCCUGGUCCGCCGACUACCUGCGCUACGCCCAGGACAACAUCGCCACCUACCCCGGCCCGACGGUCGGGUUAUGCGGCAUCAUGGACGACAUCAUGUGCCUGCUCGCCAUCGGCGCCGCGAGCAACAAAGACGCCAGCAUCGCCGCAGACCUGUGCGACUACUCCGCCGAAGUGCUCGACCCAGAAAGUGUGAACGAGUUCCUCUUCGGGCGCGCAGGAUAUCUCUACCUCCUGCGCCUCGUCAAGGCCUCUUUCCCCGACGACCCUCAGACGCUGCAACUCCUCACCGACACGCAAGACGACGUGAUCGACGAAAUUCUCGCCUCCCCGCGCCCCUGGAAGUGGCACAGCAAAGCGUACGUCGGCGCCAUUCACGGUGCAAUCGGCAUCAUUACCCAAAUCGUCCUCAGCAACCCAGCAAAGUACGCGCCGAAACUCGAGGCCGAGCUCGCCGUCGUCUUGACCUACCAAUUCCCCUCCGGCAACUUCCCUUCCUCCGUGCCGCCGGAGAAAGACCGCCUAGUGCAAAUCUGCCACGGCGCGCCAGGCGUCAUCGUCAGUCUGAAAAGUAUCGAGCGCUACUUCCCCGCGCUCAAAGACAAAAUCGACAAGGCCAUCACGAAUGGCAGAGCGUGCAUCUGGGAGCGUGGACUUCUAACCAAAGAACCGUGUAUCUGCCACGGCAUCUCAGGCAACGCCCUCGCCCUCGCCGACGCCGAAUUCGAGCACUUCCUCACCUACACCACCGGCCACGAGAUCCUCUCCAUGGAGAAGGACGGCAUGCUCGACCGCUCGUCAGCGCCCGAGUCGCUGUUUGGCGGCGAAGCGGGGCGCGCGUGGUGCUGGGCUGUGGCGGAUUUGGGGCUCGACAAGACGGUGUUGGGGUAUAAUGACCUUUGA